AUGUAUGAGGUAUCGAAUGAGGCGAACGAACUGCGUCGGCGCAUAGACUUUGAAUUAGCCGAGGCGGCUAAGGAAAGAGAGGCAGCAGAGGAGGCACUGGCCCGUGCGCACAACGAAAUGGCCGCGCUGAUGGACGUGAAGCUCAACCUCGAAGCAGAAAUUGCCGCCUACAGACGCCUUCUGGAGACCCAAGAUGGCAUCAUGACUGCCGUUUCUGGCAAGUCCUCGCCAGACCUGAGACGACCAAGGGACAGUUAUCAGCAGUACUACACCGCCACCUCCUCACGUCCCAGAAUGUCUAGUUUGAGUCCACAGCGACGUUCAGACGAUCGCUCCGUGCCAGUUCCAGUCACUGAUAUGCAAGUGCACCAGACAUCUAAUUCAUCUAUGACAGAGUUUUUUACUUGGUUUUAA
Dibothriocephalus latus is the source of this 414-nucleotide messenger RNA. NCBI's taxonomy places the organism in Eukaryota, Metazoa, Platyhelminthes, Cestoda, Diphyllobothriidea, Diphyllobothriidae. The record is from the annotation of a GenBank genome assembly.